Penicillium verhagenii is the source of this 2508-nucleotide messenger RNA. RefSeq names its product putative R3H domain protein. Gene Ontology annotation, molecular function: nucleic acid binding. The transcript is spliced from 3 exons. Gene Ontology annotation, biological process: galactose metabolic process. The coding region runs from base 1 to 2508 and encodes 835 amino acids. NCBI's taxonomy places the organism in Eukaryota, Fungi, Ascomycota, Eurotiomycetes, Eurotiales, Aspergillaceae. The record is from RefSeq and is a predicted model, not a curated record.
AUGGCAUCAACAAAUACAUCGCAGGGGGACGGCCAUUUCUCUUUCGCAAAAGUUUGUCAUUCCAUAAAGGUGGUGUCUCAAGACCCUGAUACUGAUGAUUCACCCCAGAUUGCUGCUAUGCCUGCACCCCCUCAACCCCAAUCAUCCUCGAUAUCCGCCGUGAGCGACAACAAUGCUCAACCGGAGCACACAUUGACUUGCCCGGAACAACUCGACGCUGGUUCUUCGUUACCCAGCUCACGUCAUUCAACCACUUUUAACUCAAAAAGUUCCCCCGAGGAUUCCGUUGUCCAAGGCCUAGAAAUGGCAGUGCAGGAUAUCGAUAUCAACCUGCAAAAAGACCAUGAAGGUUCAUCAUUCUCAGUGGAUGACCAAGAGAGCGGCCUUCCUAAAAGAGACACUUAUUUCGACGAUGAUCGCACCCACCUAUCUACUUCAUCCACCAAAAUGACCAAUUUUGAUUCGAAAAGCCUAGCAUCGGUUACAACAUUCGCAAUGGACGAAAAAGACUCUGUGCGGCCCGAUGAUAGUGCCAGCGUUCAAGCCAUUGAUGAAGAGGAAUCUCUGUCGGGACUUGCAUCUGGUGCACCAAACUCGGUCACAGGCUCCGAGGCUGGUGGUCGCGGAUACCGGGAUCAGUUCCGAGACGGUAAUGGACAACGACCCCGUGGUAUUCUUCCCGUGUCUAGCCCGCUUUACAACGGUGGGAUUCAGCGGACUGUUGGCACCAUCCCCCCGGACUCUGUAUCCAACAAUUUUGUCAUUCCUGCCGACCCUGGUUGUAUACCAGACAACCCAGCCUUGCAUAGCUUUCCCCUUGAGCCAGAUGAGAAGCUGUUGGAGGCGAUGAAAUCUCCAAAGGACAGACUCAUGAUACUGCAGUUGGAGGACAAGAUACGUUGUUUUAUCCAAGACGACAGUGAACAAUCACUGGAACUACCACCUUCUAAUGCAUUUGGACGGCUUCUUGCACAUAAAUUGGGCGACUAUUACCACCUUACACACUUUGUUGAUAACAACGUGACAUCAGUCCGGCUUCAUCGGACACCCUUUUGCCGACUCCCCAUGCCCUUGUCCGAAAUUCAUGCGGCUAGCAAUACUACCCCACCCCCAACUCUUCCCGCUAUGAAAAUCAUGCGUCGAAAUGAUGGAGAGCGAUCUUACAACGAAGGUAGUGUGGGCGCGAGCUCAUCUGUACCGUCAAAGGCUCCCUCUGAAGCUGGUGACGGUCAAGAUUCAGGAUCCUCUGGAGAAUCCCCAGCCAAAGAUCGCCUGGCGUUGACAAGAGAGGAACGCGAGGCCAAAUAUAAUCAGGCUCGCGAGCGAAUCUUCCGUGACUUCCCCGAUAGCGCAAAGUCGGACACAGCAAGUGGCGAUUCCAACCCCAACAUGUCUCGUUCGAGCUCGACAACUGGACGCAAGAAGAACAGCAGACAACGAACGCCGCAUGACGAUGGUUUUGAAGCCCGUUCCCAAUUCAAUGCCUAUUAUCCUGGGGUACCGUACAAUAAUGGUUCGGCCCAGUAUGGUGGAGGUGCCAACGAUGCAUCUUACAACAACCAAGUACCUUAUCUCGUAGGGCCAGGUGUGCCACCGCCAAUCGGUGGCUUUGCUCCUUCCGGUGGGAAUAGCAUGCCGUACCCUGCAAACAUGGGCGGGAACAUGGGUGUGAACAACGUACCGCAGUAUCCAAUUGGGAUGUCGCCACAAAUGCCUUCCAAUGGCUCGUGGCAAGGAGGAAAUAUGCCCCAGCAAUCCCCAUUCCCGGGGUAUGCGUCUAUGAAUCAGCCUGGUAUGAUGAGCCAGCAAUCAUCCACCAAAUCAUCUCCAGCCAUGAGCAACUAUGCCAUCCCUCAGCAGUCUACUCCAUACCAGCAAUCCCCCGCCUGGAAUGGCCAGUCAUAUCAAGGCAAUUACCAGCAAGCCCCCCACCAUCAAGGUCUACAACAGCAAGCUCCCCACCCGCGGGCUCAAGCUCCCGUACAUUGGCCCCAAUACCCUGUUGCCCAAUCGAUGACCCCUAACAUGGCAUCGUAUCCUUAUGCUCAAUAUCCGGGCCAACAUUUAAAUCCUUCUCUUCAGAACCCAAAUGGUUCCCCGAUGUCUGGGAACAUGGCACGGUCUCACUUCAACCCACAGACACGUUCUUUUGUCCCUGGAGGCGCUCCAGUGACACGUCAUCCAAUGGCACCGUAUCAUAAUGGACCCCCGGGACCCCAGGGUCAAUGGACUGGAUACCCUGAUCCCGCUUUCAAUCGCAACAUGGACCAAGGCAACCAAGCCCGCCCUUCAAACUCAAUCUCCCGCGACUCAAUCGCCAAAUGGGGUACCCCGUCUCAUCUUCCCCCUAAACCUCCGCCAUCUGAAGUUCCAUCUGAAUUUGAUUUGAAACACCGAGCUGUGCCUAACGCAAUUUCCACAUCACCAUCGUAUCCUAACGGAAUGGUGGGAGCCAAGAAUGGCCCAUUUGUGGUUUCCGGAGGCAACCCGACUUCAAAAACACACUAA